CUGCGGCAAGCGUCACCGCCUUCCCCCCCGGCCGGCGGGUCUCCCAAAGAAAAAACAUACCUAUGUCGUCUUAAAUUGGUGGAUUGCCAUUGUACAUACAUACGUGUACGUACCUACGCUAUCGAGACUGUGUGAGACGAGUGGUUUCUGUUCCUGUGUGGAUGGCGACUUGCUUGUGAGAGAUUGAAACGUCCGAGCGCUUUUAUUUGUGUGUAUACUUUCCAGCGAGCGUUCUUCGAUAGAUAAGGCCUACCGUUUCGACUUCCAAACACGCAUUGAGGAUUAGAAAAGAAAAGAAAAGAAAAGAAAGGGGAAGGGGAAAGGAGAACAGAGAAGGUCCGACAUACCAUCAUAGCUACACAGCUACAACCCUCGCCAUUACAAUCAUCCACGAAGACACACAUACCACAAUAGACGAUAGACCCAGCGAAAGCGACCACCACAAUGCCGCGCGACGACCCAGAACCCGACUCCGACCGCGACGUCGAGCGCGAGCGCCGCCGCCGCGAGCGAGACCGCGCCCGUCGCCAACAAGCGCGCAACUCCUCGCAGCAACCCUCGCCGCGACGUCCCCGCGACGGCUCCCGCGACGAACAUGGCCGGCGGCGGAAGGGCCACAGGGCCACGGACUCGCAAGGCGACGCGCUGCUGCCGCGUGCGUCCCCGGCAGCUGCGCGAGGAGCCUCGCGGCGAAGACAGUCGGAGUCGGAGUGGGAGAGGGAGGAGGGGUCGACGCCGAGGAGAUCGAGACGGUCCAGUGCGACGCCUGGUGGCAGUUCGAGGGAUAGUGGGAAACCGUUGAGUCUUGAUGCGCUGGCGAAAUUGGAUAAACAUAAUGCGAAGAAGGCGGGGUGGAGGGGUUACGAUUACGACGAGGAUUAUCUGAGGGAGGUCAGGAACAAGGAGGCGAAGCUUGAGAAGCAGAGGGUGAAAGAAGAGAGGGAGGAGAAGAGGAGGGAGAAGGAGGAGCAGAGAGCGAGGGAGGAGAAAGAGGCGAAGAGGAAAGCGUAUGAGAGUAGUCUUGCGGCCGAGGAGGCGGCGAGGUUGAAGAAGGAGAGAAUGAGGAGAGAGGAGAGGGAGAGGAGGCGAGCCCAUACAGAUGAUGAGGGACGGGGCGGAGGCAGGAGAGGAAGCUUCACCGACGUAGAACGGGACGAGAGACGGAGACGAUAUGAGGAGAAAUAUACCCCAUCUGAGAGGGCUGAAAGACGCGAGCGCAGACGCGAAGAGAAGAGGCACAGAACGGAGCAGAAGAAUCGGAGGGUGAUUAGUGGUCCCCUCGCUGAAGAAGGAGGCAUCGAUGAUGACGAUGAGUACCGGUACAUGAUGGAGAAACGAGGAGGCGCGGGCAAAGCUCCUUCUGAGCUCUCUGAAGAGGAAGCUGCUAGGAAGAAGAAGAGGAAGAAGAUCAUCAUUGGAGUGAUAGCCGUGCUUCUCGCUCUUGCGAUUAUCAUUCCUGUCGCAGUUAUGGUGUCCAAGAAAAACAGCGGCGAUGAUGGUGGAGGUGGUGGUAGUACAUCGGGCGAUGGAGAACCCAGCAAGAGCAACCUCAAAGACAUCGACCCAGCCAGCAUUCCAGAUAGUGCUAAAGGGGGCAUACUAGAUCCAUUCUCUUGGUAUGAUACGGCGGAUUUUAACGUGACGUAUACGGAUAAAACGGUCGGCGGACUACCAGUCAUGGGCCUUUUCGACAAAUACGAUGACAAUGUGCAGGCUAACGACAAGGUACCCAAGCUGAACAAAGCGUUCGAAUAUGGCAAGAUGCCCAUCCGAGGUGUCAACGUUGGUGGAUGGCUGAACCUGGAGCCUUUCAUCACCCCAUCCUUCUUCGAUUCGUACACCCAGCGUGACAAUAUUGUCGACGAAUACACGCUUUGCACCCGUCUUGGAGAAAGGUGCAAGUCUUUCCUAGAAAAGCACUAUGCCACCUUCGUCACAAAGCAAACCUUCAAGGAUAUCCGAGAAGCAGGAUUCGAUCACGUUCGCAUACCCUUUGGAUACUGGAUCGUGACCACCUAUGAAGGAGACCCUUAUGUCAAACAAGUGUCAUGGCGAUAUCUACUCCGUGGCAUUGAGUGGGCUCGUGAGAAUGGACUCCGCAUCAAUCUCGACCUUCACGGCGCACCAGGGUCUCAGAACGGAUGGAACCACUCUGGUCGUCAGGGUGUGAUCGGCUGGCUCAAUGGUACCGAUGGCGAACUCAACGCGCAACGUACUCUCGACGUACAUCAUCAAUUAUCGCAAUUCUUUGCCCAGCCCCGCUACAAGAACAUCGUAACCAUGUACGGCCUGGUCAACGAGCCCCGAAUGGUGGAGAUCGAUACUCCAAGCGUGAUUUCCUGGACCGAGAAAGCCAUCAGCCAAAUCCGCAAAGACAACAUCUCUGCCGUCCUCGUCUUCGGCGACGGUUUUUUCGGCCUCGACAAUUGGCAAGGCAAGCUCCAAAACGAUGACAUGCUUCUCCUUGACGUCCAUCAAUACGUCAUCUUCAACGUCGACCAAAUCUCCCUCAAACACACCGAUAAACUCAACUUUGCCUGCCGUGGCUGGACGGCCCAGUCUAAACGUUCCAUGGACAAAAAGACUGGAUUUGGCCCUACCAUGUGCGGUGAAUGGUCUCAGGCCGAUACGGAUUGCACUCAAUUCAUCAACAACGUCGGCAAAGGAACCCGAUGGGAGGGCACUUUCAACACCGGAAACGCAUCCACCUCCGUCCUCAAGCCCCAAUGUCCAGCCACCACAUGCUCCUGCGACGGAGCAAACGCCGCCCCCGGCGACUACAGCGACGCCUACAAGAAGUUCCUCUACCAGUUCGCCGUCGCUCAGAUGAUCAGUUUCGAAUACGGCUGGGGCUGGUUCUACUGGACAUGGGAUACCGAAAAGGCAACCCAGUGGAGUUGGAAGAAAGGCCGCGCCGCAGGCAUCCUCCCCAAAGACGUCAGCGACAAGAGCAGCUGGGACUUCGACUGUCCCAUGGAGCUAGACGAUUUCGAGAAGCUGGGCCUGCCCGAGAGUUAUAAACGAGAUAUGAUGUGGUAGAUAUCUAAAAUAGUCCCCCGGAAGAUACACACACGCACUGGGGCGAGGUACAUAUAUAUACAUGGGCUUAUAUGGGAUUGUAAAUGGCGUUGAUGCUUUUUUUGUUUUUCAUUUUUGCAUGGCGGAGUCGAUGGAUUUAUUACUUGAUGCAUAUUGGGGGAUUGUGUGGCAUCUUGCAGAUAUAUAUUAGCAUUGACGUACGAUAAUCGUUUCCUGCAUAGCGUUGAUGUUUUCAGUUGAUAGCAUGGCAG
This is a messenger RNA of Aaosphaeria arxii CBS 175.79, 3290 nucleotides long. RefSeq names its product glycoside hydrolase family 5 protein. The record is from RefSeq and is a predicted model, not a curated record. Gene Ontology annotation, cellular component: cell surface; extracellular region. NCBI's taxonomy places the organism in Eukaryota, Fungi, Ascomycota, Dothideomycetes, Pleosporales. Gene Ontology annotation, biological process: glucan catabolic process. The transcript has 2 exons. Bases 445 to 3039 code for a protein of 864 amino acids. Gene Ontology annotation, molecular function: beta-glucosidase activity.